Messenger RNA from Mytilinidion resinicola, 2706 nucleotides. Its product is annotated as CBF-domain-containing protein. NCBI's taxonomy places the organism in Eukaryota, Fungi, Ascomycota, Dothideomycetes, Mytilinidiales, Mytilinidiaceae. The transcript is spliced from 3 exons. The record is from RefSeq and is a predicted model, not a curated record. Bases 1 to 2706 code for a protein of 901 amino acids. Gene Ontology annotation, cellular component: nucleus.
AUGACGAAGAAGCGCUCGCACUCCGAGUCUCACCAUGGCACGUCCAGACCUGCCCAGGGCAUGGGACGGGGCAGUAUGGCUAUCAGGGACAAGUCGAAGCCCCGUCCGAAGCGGGAGGCAGAGUCACAGCGGCCGACACUGAUAUUUGCACCUCAGCCAGAAUGGCACGCCGCUCCCCUCCCAGACAUUCCCCCGGUAGAAUCACCCUCAGCACCGCCCCGCCACGUCCUGGAUGAGCUCCACAAGUACGCCGACACCCUCCUGGAGGCAGAAAUCACAGCUUACGAAGGAUCGCGCGCGUCCUCCACGUCCUCGCAUAAGUUCAUGUCCACAAUCAUGUCCUCUGGUACCCUGGAAGACAAAGUCUCGGCCCUUACCUUGCUGGUACAGGAAUCCCCAUUGCAUACCACCAAAGCGUUCGAACAACUCUUGGCACUGGGCAGGAAAAAGAGCAGGAACGCUGCGCUGAUGGCUUUGGGGGCUUUGAAAGAUCUGCUCGGCCAGGGUGUCGUCCUGCCGCCCGAUCGGAAGCUGCGCGCAUUCGCCAAACAACCAGGACUCGCUCACGCACUACACGGCAAGCCAGCUAGCUGGAAGGCUGGUGAUCGUUUACCGGGCGCUAUUCAGAAGAUCCAUCUGAUAGUGUGGGCGUACGAAGACUGGUUAAAACGAACUUAUUUUGAAAUGCUUAAGGUCGUAGAAGGGUGGUGUAACGAUGAAGUCACGUUUGCUCGUAGCCGAGCUGUCACUUUCGUCUGGGAGCUGCUGAGGGAGAAGCCAGAGCAGGAAGAGAAUCUGCUGCGGCUCCUGAUAAACAAGCUGGGAGACACUGACAAGAAGAUUGCUUCCAGGGCAUCAUACCUGCUGCUUCAAUUACAGGUAUCACAUCCGCUUAUGAAGAGCGUCAUCAUUAAUGCAAUAGAAUCCGACUUACUUUUUCGACCCGGGCAGAGCACGCAUGCCAAAUAUUACGCUGUCAUCACACUCAAUCAGACAAUGCUAAGUGUGAAGGAACAGGACGUAGCAACCAAACUCCUAGAAUUAUACUUUGGCCUUUUUGUUGGCCUCUUGAAAAAGCCCAAAGGAACAGACGAACAGACACACACGAAAAUCAACAAGAAUGGAUUCAUCCAAGGCGGUGGAGGCGCGCCAGGAAAGAUGGCUCGCAAAAAGGCCAAAGAAAAGGAAGGAGAGGCUUAUAAAUCAGAAGAGGAAAUGAAGGAGAAGAUGGUUGCUCAGGUGCUGACGGGCGUUAAUCGGGCCUUUCCUUUCGCCAAAACUGAUGACGCCAUAUUCGAAAAUCAGAUGGAGGAACUUUUCCGAGUCACACAUUCAUCCAAUUUCAACACCAGCAUCCAAGCCUUGAUGCUCAUCCAGCAGAUAUCGGCCACGAAGCAUUUCUCAAGCGAUCGCUUCUACCGUACUCUGUAUGAGUCACUACUAGACCCUCGUCUCUUGGGUUCAUCUAAACAGAUUAUGUAUCUCAAUCUCUUGUAUCGCUCUCUAAAGGCGGACCUGAGUGUGAAACGAGUGAAAGCCUUUGUCAAGCGUCUUCUACAAGUAAUCACCCUUCACGAGCCUCCGUUUGUUUGCAGUGUCAUCUAUCUCAUAUACGAGCUAUCGAAGACCUUUCCAAGCAUCAAGACGAUGCUAUCGAGUCCGGAACAUCAUCCUGAUGAGUCCGAAGAUGAGCAUUACGAAGACGUUCCCGAGGACUCCGCUCUGCCACCAAAACCGACUUCGACGAAGCAAAAUCUCUACGACGGCCGGAAACGAGAUCCAGAGCAUGCAGCGGCUGAUGCAUCGUGUCUUUGGGAGCUUCUACCCCUGCAAGCACAUUAUCACCCAUCCGUUCAGCUAUUUGCCAAUCGACUCCUUUACUCAGAUCCUAUGAAGGAAAAGCCAGAUCCGUCAUUACACACCCUGAUGAAUUUCCUCGACAAAUUCGUAUACCGCAAUCCUAAAACGAAGUCCGGCGGCACACAUGGAUCAUCUAUAAUGCAGCCGCUUGCUGGCAACGCCCAUGUCGCCGAUAUGUUGAUCACCUCCAGAGAUGGCGCCCGGGCCGCUCAGCCAGUAAACACGGAGGCUUUCUGGCAACGCAAGGUGCAAGACGUUGCAGUCGACGAGGUUUUCUUCCAUACGUACUUUGAAAAAGCCGGAAAAGGUAGACCAAGUAAAAAGGAGAAGGCUGCGAAGAAGAAGGAUGACGAUGACGACAGCGAAGAAGGGGAAGAGGAGAUUUGGAAAGCGCUUGUUCAGAGCCGUCCUGAAAUAGAAGGGGGCUCAGACGAAGAAGGGUUCAGCGACCUGGAUAUGGACGGCAUGUCUGACGAUGAAGACGAUGAUGGCGCCGGAGACAUGGGCGGUGUCGAACUGAACUUGGGAAGUGAGGAUGAAGAGGGGCUUGAUGAGGUUGGAAGUAAUGCGGAUGCUAGCGACGUUGGCUCUGAUGAUGACCUGGACCUUGAGAGUGCGGAUGAAGAGGCCUUCAUCGACAGCGACGAAGAUAUACCUGUGGCGCUCGACGAUCUUCCACAAGGCGUUGUGGAUAGCGACGAGGAGACCGGGGCCACAAUUGCUAAGAAACAGAAGAAGAGUGAAAGGGACGAGAAAAAGGCGAAGAGGCGGAAGCUAAAGCACCUGCCAACAUUUGCCUCCGCCGAGGAUUACGCAAAGUUACUGGAUGGGGACGACAGUCAGUAA